UUGUUUGUCUGGCGUUGGUUGCACAGUAGUGGCUGAUCAGUGCGAGUAAUUGAAACUGACAAGUGGCUAAUACAACAUUGGGCUUCUCCUCGUGGCAAGCCGUUUCAUUUUAACCUGCUGGCGAACAAUCUUUUUUGUUGCAAUUAUUUUUGACAGCUGCUGAUUACAUUUAUUUGUUUGAUUAUUAGCGUUGUGCUGGCCAACAGUAGCAGUUGUCUAUCUGGUUCCAGUCGCAAUGGAGAAAUGCGUUAAAAACUCUGGUGCGUUGUAUUACAGUAUUGCUAACAUGUUGGAUAACAGUGGACCGGAAUCGGGAAAAACUAAAGGGCAGAAGAGCGCCGACAACGACAGUGGCGCACAACGUUGUACGAGCAACUGCAGGAAGAUAGAUGACAAGUCACUGCCAUCGGAUAGCAUCAUCCACGGCAACAUAGACGAUGUCAUGGAACUGGAUGGCGACGAUGGCGAGAAGUCCAUCUCGGAUGAGGUCAACUCGAUUGAUGAGCACAAAAACCGCGGAGGACGAAAGAUUCGCCGCAGUCGUACCACCUUCACAACAUAUCAAUUGCAUCAGCUGGAACGGGCGUUCGAGCGCACUCAGUAUCCGGAUGUGUUUACACGGGAGGAACUGGCCCUUCGACUGGAUCUCAGCGAAGCACGCGUUCAGGUGUGGUUCCAAAAUCGUAGAGCCAAAUAUCGCAAGCGGGAAAAAACAGUUACAGACAUUCCACCCGGCGCUUUGGCCCCGCUCUUCCACCCCGGCCUUCCCCUUCCGGCCAACACCGCCAACCUUCCGCCGGACUACGCUUUGGCCAAUCGUCCUCAUGAUCUCUUUCCUUUCGCACAUAAAUUUCCAAUGGGUGCACCCUUUGCCCCUCAUCCCUUCCUUCCGGCCUUCCCCACCACUGAGGCCAUGAUGAAGAGCCACCCAUUUUUCGGAAUGUUCUUCCCGGGGACCCUUCACCGAACGCCACUGCCACCACCCGGAACACUCCUUAACAAGGCGCCGGAUGCUACGGGAGCGGAUGCGUUGAAAGUGCACAGUCUGGAUGUGCUGCGUAGCAAAGCCAAGGAGCACAGCGCCAGCCUGGGCAGUGGGAAGGUGCAUCGGCCGCGGCCGCAGACCGGCACACCAACUCUUAAAUCAGAAGCCUAUGCAUGAUGCAUCUAGACCGAUUGUUUCAAGAGGAGUUUUAAGAAUCUUAGAUCUUUACGUAAAAUGCAGUAAAACUGCACACGCAUAUACCAAUAAAGUGACUUCUGUGUGUAUACUAUAAUAAUACCUUUGUGUUGUUUGUCCUCAUUGUCAGAGCAAUUUUUACUCGUAUUAAGGUUCGAGCAUUAGACUUUUACCAGUUGACGAUAUUAUAGUGUAUCUAUCAUUACUUACGUAUCAGCAGAUUUAUGCACUCCAUAUGGAUGUCUUUCAAACUAAACGAGUUUUGCAAUAAAGUAAAACAU
Paramacrobiotus metropolitanus is the source of this 1461-nucleotide messenger RNA. Its product is annotated as retinal homeobox protein Rx1-like. NCBI's taxonomy places the organism in Eukaryota, Metazoa, Tardigrada, Eutardigrada, Parachela, Macrobiotidae. The transcript has 3 exons. Gene Ontology annotation, biological process: regulation of transcription by RNA polymerase II. The record is from RefSeq and is a predicted model, not a curated record. Gene Ontology annotation, molecular function: RNA polymerase II transcription regulatory region sequence-specific DNA binding; DNA-binding transcription factor activity, RNA polymerase II-specific. The coding region runs from base 236 to 1162 and encodes 308 amino acids.